This is a messenger RNA of Paramecium sonneborni, 436 nucleotides long. NCBI's taxonomy places the organism in Eukaryota, Ciliophora, Oligohymenophorea, Peniculida, Parameciidae. The record is from the annotation of a GenBank genome assembly.
AUGUAAAAAUUCUUAACAAUCGCAUUACUUAUUCUCUGUAUCACAGCCAAAAAAUAUCACAAAUCAGAUGAGAAAGAACCUGAAAAAUAACCUGAGAAAUAGCCUGAAAAAGAGCCUGUUUAAGAUUCUAAUCCUAUGGUUUAAUGCCUUGAAAAAAACUGUAUGAAUGAGGCAUUUGGAUGUUUCUUCGAUGAGGAAUGUGCCAAAACUAUGGAUUCUUGUGAAAAAGAGUAUGGAGAUAAUAUUAGAAUAGAUGAGGUAACUAAUUAUAAUUAUUUCUUUAGCUUGUCAAAUGCUCAUCCGAUAAUAAAAUAGCUAUUGUUUUUUCUGAGUGUAUGGAAAAAAACUGUAACAAUUUAGGGAAGAUAAUGAGAUUUUUAAAUAGAAGAAACUGAGCAUUGUGAUGAUUUAAUUUUACAUAUAUCCAAAAUAGUCA